AUGGUACAGGGCGCAGGAGCAGAGGGUUCCCAGCUAAGAGCUCCAGCAGAGAUUACUUAUGAUGAUACGUUUUCAGACAGUGACGAUUCUGAAAAUGAAUUAUCUUUGUCUGUGUUAGCAAAAAGAAUACGCAAUGCCAAUGAAUGCUUGCCAGAAGAUUUGGAUCAACAGAUAUCUUCUACUUCUUGCUUCACUCCAUUUAUAAGCUGUUCAUCGAGGAACGUCACUCUUAGUGUAAGCAAAACCCAACAGUAUACGUGGCGCAACAGGCACAAUCCAAGUGAAUUUACACACUGGCAGGAUCGUGAGGGCCCAAAAAAUCUGCAGUCACCUUUAUACUACUAUGAGUGGUGA
Parnassius apollo (apollo) is the source of this 354-nucleotide messenger RNA. Lineage: Eukaryota; Metazoa; Arthropoda; Insecta; Lepidoptera; Papilionidae. The record is from the annotation of a GenBank genome assembly.